GGCAACUUUUGUCCUUAGCGGUACGAAGGGAAAACGCUGUCGAUCGAAGCGGUGCAUUUCAGCUGAUGUUGUUAGUCGGCGGAAACCGGAACCCAAAACUGAAAACUAGCGUUCCUCAGCCCAUUCAUUUAAAUAAAAGUUACAAAGUACACCUAAAUUUGCACGCACAUUCAGUGAAGUUAUGGAUUUAUGCAAAUAGAGCUAUAUGGCAAAAUAGAAAAUGCAUCUGCAGUGACAGGCUGAAAAGCACAUAUAUAUUUCGGAAAUCAUGUGCAGAUUUUAGACAGCCGGAGUGAAGGAGAGGGCUCAUUGGCCCGCUGACCUGUCAAUGGCAUUUAUCGAUAUCGAAACUAUAUCUAUGUAGAUGGACAACGAUGUAAUCAUGAGAAGUGGCGCAUAGAGUAGAAAAAGUUUUGCGCCCGAAAGUUUGGACUAAUAGAAAAUAUGGCCGGCCAUUGAGUUUGGCCAAAGAGAGCAAAGUUGCCGCUUUUCUGCCCGCCUCGUCCUCCGACGUCCAGCGAUAUUGUUCCAUGUGGCCGGGGACCAGGAUCGAAAUCAGCUGGGGACUUUAAAGGCGACUGGCCACCAUGGACCUUGGCCGUUGGCUGCUGCAGCUCGGCGUGCACAUGCUGCUGGUUGUGCGGCGCAUUCAGUGUCUACGUGUGACUGACAUCAAUGUGCCACAAAUUGUUGAUUUUCGUGAUAACGUGACAUUAUCCUGCAGCUACGACAUAAGUGGUCACACGUUAAAUUCGGUUAAGUGGUACAAAAACGGAAAGGAGUUUUUUAGAUACUCGCCCCUCACCCCGCCCACCUACAUCCCGUUCGCGGUGGAGGGCGUGCAGCUGAUCGAUGACGGCAACGAGUGCAACGAAUCCUCCUGUCGCGUGGAGCUCAAUUUAUUGGGCGUCAAGUCGUCGGGCGUCUACAGGUGCGAAGUGUCCGGCGAUGCUCCCCACUUUCAGCUAACUGCACGGGAUGCCAACAUGACCGUCGAAGCACUACCCCAGAACAAUCCACUAAUAAGCAGUUUUCACUCGACAUACCGCUUCGAUGACUUCGUGCAGGUCAACUGCAGCACAGACUUUUCCAGCCUGUUCACUAGGAUCACUUGGUAUGUCAACGGGAUACAGGUAUCCCUCGUGGAUCUUCUGCCCAGCAUUGAGACCACGAUCGUGGCCCAUGGAUACAGCAUGCGUCGCAUUAUUUCUCAGCUUAAUUUCUACGCCAACGAACCGCGCUUCCAUCAGUUGCAAUUGCAAAAGCUGAUCCAGCAAAAGAGGACAAUCUCACCGGCCCGACUUGGCCUUGAACUGCGUUGUGUGGCAGAGGUCGAUCGGUUUCCUCAUCUUCAGCGCGAGGGAAGCAUGUUCGCCCAGCUCUUCCGGGACGAAAUCGACCAGAAGAACCAGAAGCUGAUCAACUCAAGAUCCGUUGCCACUCGGAGUGCACAAGUGCAACAUCUGCUGCUGGUGGCAAUCGCGAUGACGAUGACCGCAGCGCGACUCUUCACACCGCUGACAUUUCAAUAUGGCGCACGGAAGUCGGCGCGCUACAAAAUGGCGGCGACGCCAUUGACGCCUUGUUUCCGGUUUUGAUUGCCUUUUUUUUUGCUUUUGUUUGUUAACCAUUUUUGUAGCUCUAAGCAACUGAAAUGCACGUGAGAAUUUACAAACUAAAUCAAUGUAAUAUUUAUGUAUUAUUGUAAUAAAUGUCACAGAAUAAAGUCGAGGAGAAUUUAACUUAGGACUAGGCAAGCGAAUCCUGUAAAUAGCCUUUAAGUGUGCAAUCGAAUUAUAAGAACACAAUGAAAUCUUCGUCAAUAAAA
Drosophila elegans is the source of this 1828-nucleotide messenger RNA. RefSeq lists its product as uncharacterized. The transcript has 7 exons. Lineage: Eukaryota; Metazoa; Arthropoda; Insecta; Diptera; Drosophilidae. The record is from RefSeq and is a predicted model, not a curated record. Bases 588 to 1598 code for a protein of 336 amino acids.